This is a messenger RNA of Pelmatolapia mariae (spotted tilapia), 2136 nucleotides long. RefSeq names its product platelet derived growth factor c (gene pdgfc). Gene Ontology annotation, molecular function: platelet-derived growth factor receptor binding; growth factor activity. Gene Ontology annotation, cellular component: membrane. The transcript is spliced from 6 exons. NCBI's taxonomy places the organism in Eukaryota, Metazoa, Chordata, Actinopteri, Cichliformes, Cichlidae. Gene Ontology annotation, biological process: platelet-derived growth factor receptor signaling pathway; positive regulation of MAP kinase activity; positive regulation of cell migration. Bases 102 to 1196 code for a protein of 364 amino acids. The record is from RefSeq and is a predicted model, not a curated record.
CUUUCUUCCGAAGGACUGAUGCUUAAAAUUAAGUGGAUUUUACUCUGCGCUUAUCCUCUCCAAAUGUGUCCGAAACAGCACUGGUGCCCUGUAAACGACGCAUGUGUGUGGUGAUACAAACCGUCCCGUCUACAGCGCUUUGUGAUCGCCGGCUACCACUCAUCCAAAUGAUCCUUCCAUUAAUAUUCCUUCUUGCAUCGCUUCUCCAACAAUAUGGCUCGGAAGCUGAAUCAAGUCAUGUCAGCAAAUUUCCCCUACCAAGCGUAAAGGAGCAAAACGGAGUGCAAGAUUCUAACCAGGAGAAAGUUAUAACAGUGUCUGGAGAGGGAAUGGUGCACAGCCCAGACUUCCCGCACACUUAUCCGAGGAAUACAGUGUUAGUCUGGAGACUAGUGGCCAGCAGCAACAUGAGGAUCCAGCUUACCUUUGAUGAGAGAUUUGGGCUGGAGGACCCUGAAGGUGGAAUAUGCAAGUACGACUUUGUGGAAAUAGAAGAUCUGACUGAGAAGACAAUCCUGGGUCGCUGGUGUGGGUCACAAUCGCUCCCAGGUAGUCACAUUUCCAAGGGAAGCCAGAUCACUAUUCGCUUCAUCUCCGAUGAGUAUUUUCCCUCUGAGCCGGGAUUCUGCAUCCGCUACUCCCUGCUGCCUGUGAGUGUACCAGAGCCCAACGCCCCUGCAGUUCUCCCUCCAUCCCUGCAGGAUAUUGAGGAGCUGUCAGAGGCUGUGGCAGAGCUGAGCACUGUAGAGGAGGUCAUGAAGUACCUGGAACCAGAACGAUGGCAGAUGGAUAUGGAAGAGUUGUACAAACCUACAUGGCAUGUGCUGGGGAAAUCAUUCAUCCACAGUAAGAAGGCCCGAGGUGGAGCUGAUCUCAAUCUUCUGAGGGAAGAAGUUCAACUCUACAGCUGCACGCCACGUAAUUUCUCGGUAUCCCUGCGUGAAGAGCUGAAAAGGACAGAUGUCAUUUUCUGGCCCAGCUGCCUCCUGGUGAAGCGCUGUGGUGGAAACUGUUCCUGCUGCUCUCACCGCUGCUAUGACUGUCAGUGUAUUCCUGCCAGAGUCACAAAGAAAUAUCAUGAGGUUCUACUGUUGAAACAUCGAAGUGGUGUACGAGGUCUCCAGAAGUCCAUGACUGAUGUGCCCUUGGAACACCAUGAAGAGUGUGCCUGCGUGUGUAAAGAUGAUUCUGACUGACCUCAGACAUGUGUAACAGCUGCCAACGGAAGCAUACGGGAUAUUAGAAAUGAACCUCUGCCGCUGUUCCUAUCUCAUCCACUACCACUGGAAGCUAACAAGAUUCUCCUUUUAUCCUGAUGUCCUUUUACUAAUUGGAUGAAGCAGAACAGACUGGAAUCUAAUAAAUCUUCCAAAUGGAUUUGACUGCUGUGGAAUACCAAUAGAGUGCUCUGAGUCCAUUUUAGAAAGGCCAAAAAAAAAAAAAUCACUGGAGCAGAUCUGGACCAUUACCUAUGAGCUCUGAAGACUAUUUUCUUCCAUUCUUCUGAGAUAAGAACACUGAGGCAUUUGCGCCAUUUCUUCCUGAGGUCUUUUUUAAAGUUCAGUCAGUGUGGGCUGAUACUGUCAUGAAAAAUGGGAGCUUCUUUGUUCAAGUACUUUUUUAUGUCUAUAAGUGAGCUGGCUCCAGCUGCCUUGCCUUGCUCCCUUGGCUCCUCUAUUAUUACCAUCAAGGCAAAGAAAGGCGGUUUUUAGGAGCUGUUUCCUUUUGCUCCCCUCUUGUUUUACCACAGAGUUUGUCUGUGGCAGUGUACAACCACAGUAUAGUUGAAAUGUAACACUAAUGAGACUGCAUUACGUGUAAAUAAUUUGUUUACAUUUCUUUUCUUUAUUAGUGUGCAUUUUCUGCCAAAGUUUUUCAAAGAUAAGAGCAAAGUUGCACAUUGAGAAUCAGUUAGAACUCCUUCUUUAAGUCUUCAUUUGAUCCAUCUCAGCAAUAUUAAAUCUGCUUGCUCAAGAAAUGCCAGGCGUCAAACCAUUUUUUUUUUUCAACAUUUGAGAUUGUUCACAAUAAGUAUUUAUUUGUUUAAGGAAAGGGAAUUUAGGUCCAAGAUGACUUGUGUGCUACAUAUUUCACUGUUUACUAGCCUCCUCUCUGUUUGUAAUUUUUACAUUUUGA